AUGUUCCAUGGGGAUUCGUUACUUAUUUCUUGUUGGGUUUGGUACGGUAUACAUUCGGAAUCGCUUGGAAACUUUCUUUAUUUUUCACCAUUAUGCAGCAACGCUUUACGUAUUGCCCGGCAGCUCAAUGAAAUCUGUCUGGAGGCACAAGCUUGUUACAGCCUCGGCAAUACGUACACUCUAUUGCGGGAUCCAGCGAAAGCGAUUGUUUAUCAUCUUCGUCAUUUACUGAUCGCCCGACGUCUUGGGGAUCGUGUGGGCGAGGGCCGUGCCCAUUGGUCACUGAGCAAUGCGUUUGCCGCUUUGGGACGCUUCGACUGGGCCUUGCGCUGUGCCCGGCGUCACCGAAUGAUUGCCAGAGAGCUACACGAUGACACGGGCUUAAUGGCUGCCCAGCUAAUGAUUCGUGAGGUCCAGAGUUUUAUGUCUAACCACGACCGCGAUCAACGGGAUUCGAUUGCCACGAAUGGAUGGGGCACGGAAUCGGAGGUAUCCGGCACCAGGAAUGCUAUCCCGAAUGGUGCUCCUCCCGUCCCAUGCCGCUCCACGUCACUGACAACACUUGCAACGGAAACUGAGAGUAGUUCGAAGGGGGAAAACAAUGAAUGUGCAAACUUGGAGGAGGACAACGACUUAGAUCUUGACGCGGAUUUGGAAAGAGAGCUGGCCUCCACCGCAGCUGAUGUACUGGACACUGUGGAAGUUGUCACUUUGGGAGAGAAUGGAAAAACAACUGCUAUCCGUUUGGGUUGUUUAGAUAUCCCCGACACAGUUACCGCGAACCCACAAGUGACGAAACGGGACCACAUGGCUUCAUUCUACUCCAAUACGCCUGCGUUUCGGCCGCACCCAAUGCAGCCCACUUCCCGGACAAAUUCCAACGAUAUUGAAGAGCAGUUGGAAUCUAUUGGGACGGCUAAUCCAUCAAAUCCACCCUCGCAAGCGUAUCAUCUGCCCAACGGUUCUGAUGCCUCUGUUCAAGCGGCCGCUACUACAGAGGAGGAACAGGCCGAAGACCCUCAAGAAUGUUUUUACUCCCUACUUCUUACCUCACAAUCUCGUCGAAUGGAUGAACAACGCUGUCAGUUACGCGCAGCUCCUGUUUCCCUGUCCUGCAAUCGGCGUUCCGAACCCGUUGAAGCUGCGGAACAGUCUGGUUCCACCGCCUCCAUGCAUGCAGAGGCGGUUCCGGACGAAGCUCUGUUCGAUCUUAUCGAAGGAGUUCAAGGUGAUCGAAUGAACGAUCAACGUGCCAGCCUCCCUGCUUUCCCCGGACUUCGAGCUGGCCGCAGUCUUCAAUUGUUCGAUGGUGGCUCUCUCGGCAACGUGCACGGAGCGAUGUUAACAUCCACUGGGAGUGGGGCGAGCGACGGUCUGCCAGAGCCGUCCAGCACUCGUUCACUCCGCACCCACGGUUUACGGGAGAACUCCACGGGGAAUGAAUCCACUAACAAUCACGGAACAAUACGCGAGCUGGACGAUGAGUUCUUGGACAUGAUUUUGCACUUACAGACAUCAACCCGUAUAAAUGACCAGCGCAGCAACUUGCCGGACCCGUUGUAUCGGGAUUCUGCGACACAGCGCUAUUCACUAACCAUCGGUGUCACCACGACGGAUGAAUGUUGUUCUGUCCCGGACAGGCCUGCCUCAGGCUCAUUUUCUCGUCCUACGGCUGCCACGGUACCUGAUGAGGAUUUCUUCGCUCUUAUCCAACGCGUUCAGUCCACUCGAUUGGACGAGCAACGUUGCAAUCCGCCCGCACCUGUUCCCCGUCCAGAUGUGCCGCCAAACGAGCCUGAACCAAGCCCUCCUUUGUCCCGUUCGGACAGCAAAUCUUCCAGUGGUUCACGUCGCCGCGGCACCAGUUGGCGCCGUUUGGCUCCAAACCAAAACAGAUGA
Messenger RNA from Dicrocoelium dendriticum, 1899 nucleotides. Lineage: Eukaryota; Metazoa; Platyhelminthes; Trematoda; Plagiorchiida; Dicrocoeliidae. The record is from the annotation of a GenBank genome assembly.